GCAGAUUCCGUUACACCAGCGAUGGAUGAUGUAUAAUUCUUGGAAACUUAAAGCUCUUGAAAUUGAAGAAGAGCGAGCUGCUCAACUUGAAAAGUUAUACUUUGAAAAUGCCAACAAGUUGAAAGACGUCCGGAAUUUGGAAUCUGCUGAGAUAUGCCAAAGAGCUGAUAUUGUAGGAUUGACUACCACGGGAGCAGCCAGACAAAGGGCUCUUUUGAACCAUCUAAAGCCGAAAAUAGUUGUGGUGGAGGAAGCCGCAGAGGUGUUGGAGUCCCAUGUAGUUUGCGCAUUAUCGACUUCAUGUCAGCAACUGAUUCUCAUCGGAGACCAUCAGCAACUGAGGCCACCUGUAACAGUAUACAAAUUAGCCAAAGAUUACUUCCUUGACGUCUCUCUGUUCGAGAGGCUGAUAAAAAAUGGAAUGGAGCCUUGCGUUUUGGGUGUGCAACAUCGCAUGCGUCCGGAAAUAGCUCGACUGAUUGUUCCCUCGAUCUAUCCUACAUUGGAAAACCACUCGUCAGUUCUAGAGUAUCCCGGCGUACGAGGAAUGUCAUCAAAUGUUUUCUUCCUGGCGCACACGGAACAAGAAGUCGAAGAUAACGAAGGAAAAAGUCACUUGAAUCCUUAUGAAGUGGAUCUUUCCCUGGCCUUGGCGCGUCAUUUGAUCAUGCAGGGAUACACCCCAGAACAAAUCACCAUACUGACGACGUAUUCCGGACAACUUCUUCAUUUUUUCAAGAUCCGCCGGAGUCAUUCUGCUGUCCAGUCUGUCCGUAUUUCCGUGGUGGACAAUUUCCAAGGCGAAGAGAAUGACAUUAUCAUUCUGUCCCUUGUGAGGAGCAAUGUUGAUGAAAAUAUUGGAUUUCUACGCAUCGAGAAUCGAAUCUGUGUCGCUCUGUCGAGAGCUAAACACGGUUUCUACAUGAUUGGCAAUAUGCAAAAUCUCCAAGGAAAGAGUAAAUUGUGGAAAGGGAUAAGUCAGAUUCUUGAUUCCAAUGGCCAACUAGGAGCGGACUUUGGUUUGAGAUGUGAUAUCCACGAUGUUGUUACUCAAGCUCGUAAAGUGACAGAUUUUCCACCGGAAGGAGGGUGCAUGAAUAAGUGUUCCUCUAAAAUGCCGUGUGGGCAUAUUUGUCCCAAGAUUUGUCAUGCGGGUGAUCGCGAUCACGUCCUCUUCGAGUGCCAAGAAAAUUGCAUCCGCUUUUGCUCUGUCGGACAUCCAUGUCCAAAGAAGUGCUUUAAAGAUUGCAACCCUUGUAUGGAACGAGUGACUAAGAUGCUUCCUUGUACACACGAGCAAAUGGUGUUGUGUCACCAAGAUCCUACCAAAGUGUUUUGCCAGACGUCUGUUUGGAAGAUCCUUCCUGAUUGCGGCCAUGGCAUGGAUUCGUUAUGCGGAGUAUCUGUUUCUGACGCUGUGUGUCCUGAAAUGUGUGGCAUGACUCUUGAUUGUGGCCAUAUUUGCCCACUUCUUUGCCAUAAAAGAAGUUCUCAUGAUGAAAUACAGUGCCAACAGCCUUGCCAGCGUGUAUGUUCAGAUCAACAUGGAUGUAAGAAGAAAUGCUGUGAAGACUGUGGCGAUUGCCUCACAAAAAUGAAGAAACUUCUGCCCUGCGGCCAUGAGGGAGAAGUGAAGUGUAGCCAGAAUUUAGCCGAAGUCAAUUGUGCCGUGAAAGUAAUCAAAAUCCUCACAAAUUGUGGACACUCGGUUGAGAUUGAAUGUGGGAAAGCAACGGAUGGCUACAAAUGUGAAAACCCGUGCGAAAAGCUCUUGUGUGCCGAUGGCCAUAUUUGCAAAAAAAUCUGCUUUCUACCUUGUGGAAAUUGCACCGUCAGAAUGAGUAGAGAACUUAAAUGUGGACACACCACGAAGAUGGAAUGUUUUGUGGAUCCUUCGAACGUGAAAUGUCGUGUCCCGAAAGAAUCUGUCCUGCCCUUGUGUGGGCAUUCAGCGACCAUUCACUGCGGAGAAGAGCCAACCGAAGCGAAUUGUCCAUUACCUUGCGAUGUUCGACUUGAAUGCGGACACACUUGCACGUUGAAAUGCCACGUCAAAAAAGAUCCUGAUCAUCAGAAUUAUCAGUGUAAGAAGGAAUGUGGAAGAAUGAAGCAAGGCUGUAAAAAGGAGCACAGGUGCGGGAAGAAGUGUUUCGAGGAAUGCGUUCUUUGCACUGAGAAAUGGAAACGAUCUUUGCCUUGUGGGCACACCAUUUUUACCGAGUGCCAUCGCAACGACGACGAAAUCUUUUGCUCGAAACGGACGAGGAAGAUAGUUCCAGAAUGUGGACACGAAGUAAACUUACCUUGCUCCACUGAACCAACCCGAGCCUUGUGUAAGAAAAUGUGUGCUUCGGAGUUGCCUUGCGGCCAUUUGUGCAAAAAAAAAUGCUGUGAACCUUGCAAUCAGGCUGAUUGUGAAGAACCCUUAACAACCACCAAACUGAACAUUUGUGGCCAUCAUGUCACUUUGAGUUGCAAAGAUUUUCACAAAGUCGGUGGCGUCCCUACGGAGAAACAAAUUCAAUCUCAUCUCUCAACCUGCUUGAAACCAUGUAAAGCCACGCUUAAUUGUGGACAUCUUUGCAAAGGGACCUGUGGCGAAUGUUUCAACGGACGAGUUCACCGUGCGUGUGAUGAAAAGUGCGGCCGCUCUCUGGUAUGUGGUCACAUAUGCAACGUCAACUGUGGCAUUUCUUGCCCACCGUGUGAACUAAAAUGCCAAUAUUCCUGCUCGCACAGUAAGUGUGGGCGCAAGUGCUGCGAACCGUGUAUGCCAUGCAAGGAGAAUUGUCCGUGGAGCUGCGAGCACAAGACUUGCACGAAAAAAUGUGGCGAGCCAUGUAAUCGUUCGCGGUGCGAUGAGCCGUGCAAGAAAACACUUCCGUGUGGCCACUCCUGUGCGGGACUGUGCGGUGAAAUAUGUCCACCCCUGUGCCGCGUUUGCGAUAAGGAUAAAUUGACGGAAUUCACUUUGCUGGGAAAUGAAGACGAGGAAGACGCCAAGUUCGUUUUCUUGCCGGAUUGUGGGCAUUGUAUUGAAGUGGAAGGAAUGGAUAAGUGGAUGGAUAUAGAUGGAGGCGGUCAAAUCCAGCAAAAGUGCUGCCCCCGUUGCAAAACCCCAAUUAAGAUCUGCAUGCGAUAUGGGGAAAUUAUUAAAAACACCUUCAAUGAUAUAACAAAAGCAAAAGCGAAAAUCUUCCAAUUGAAAGGCAAUCCGCUGGAAUUUUUUAACCACUGUUCUGCCAAGUUGACAAGAUGCAGAAACCUCGUCAGAAAAUGUGAAGAACUAAGGAGUUUGACUUCGACAGUGGUAGUAAUCGACAAGAUUUUGGGCUCAAUUGAUCAACAAGUAAAAUUGAAGAAAAAUGGCAAAGGGAACAACGUCCAUCCUCCUCUGGGUUCGGAUGUUCGUUUUCAGAUUGAAGUAAAUUUGGAUGUUUUGGAACGAGUUUUAGAAAUGUUUGGAAAAAUGACUUCGCCCAAGACUUCACUGACUUCACGCUCUCGUCUACUCACUCCACCGCCGCCACCUGCUCAAAAAAUGACUCCAGAACUUAUGAACGAAUUCUUCAACCUUGUAAGAAAACUGCUACGUUCAGUUGUGGAGAGAGUUCGGAUUUCUACAGGAGAAUACCAGGCAGUCUCUCGAGAAUUGGAUCGAUUCGAAUACGUUCGGGCGUAUUUUGUUUUACAGAGCACACCCAGUUUUCCUGUACUUGGCGCGUCAUCUCCUGAAAAUGUACUGAUUCAGCGUCUCUUGAUGAAGAACAUCCGCGUGCUAGAAAAUGAACAGAAAGUUGAACUACGAGCUGCCAUGGAAAAAUUGGGAGUCAAACUGAAAACGGGACUCGGAAUAACUGACAACGAGCGGAAGGAGAUCGUUCAAGCGAUGGGAAUGAGCAAAGGACAUUGGUUCAAAUGUCCCAACGGUCACAUCUACGCCAUUGGGGAUUGUGGAGGAGCCUCGGUUGAAAGUCGGUGUAACGAGUGUCAUGCUCGUAUUGGAGGAACUGGACAUCGAUUACUCGGCGACAAUAGGCUUGCGGGAGAGAUGGACAGCGCAGUUGGUCCCGCUUGGCCUCAAUGAAAUGCAGCCUUUUUUUUUUAAUUCGCACAUUUAAGCAAGCAACCCUAUAUUCCCCGCUUUUCCCUUACUCCCGCUAUCCUGUUUGAUUGCUGCUAAGCUUAUCAGUUGAAACCUAGUUUACCAAUACGUGUUGUAUAACACAUAUUACCAUGAUUAUAUACUCUCCCAUUUAACUGUAUGUUCGCAAUAAAAUUUGAUUUCUACCAAGAGUAAUACACAAA
Daphnia pulicaria is the source of this 4308-nucleotide messenger RNA. RefSeq names its product NFX1-type zinc finger-containing protein 1-like. Bases 26 to 4087 code for a protein of 1353 amino acids. Lineage: Eukaryota; Metazoa; Arthropoda; Branchiopoda; Diplostraca; Daphniidae. The record is from RefSeq and is a predicted model, not a curated record. Gene Ontology annotation, molecular function: zinc ion binding; helicase activity. Gene Ontology annotation, biological process: regulatory ncRNA-mediated heterochromatin formation. Gene Ontology annotation, cellular component: nucleus; nuclear RNA-directed RNA polymerase complex. The transcript has 10 exons.